This is a messenger RNA of Aphidius gifuensis, 2812 nucleotides long. Its product is annotated as E3 ubiquitin-protein ligase LRSAM1-like. The transcript has 6 exons. The record is from RefSeq and is a predicted model, not a curated record. Gene Ontology annotation, molecular function: protein binding. Lineage: Eukaryota; Metazoa; Arthropoda; Insecta; Hymenoptera; Braconidae. The coding region runs from base 320 to 2410 and encodes 696 amino acids.
UUUAUCUGAAUGACGUCAGGACACGCGUGUGAUUGUUUAAGGUACUUGUAUGUUGAUCAAGGCUAUAAAUAUUCAAUUAUAGAUAAUCAAGUGUUAUCAGGAUGUUGUGUUUAUAACAAGUUUUGACUCAUCAUCACCAAUAAUUCAGAUCUAAAUAACCAAAAAAUAAUAAUAAUAAUAACGAAUGUUAAUAAAUAAUUUAAAACAACAUUAUAAAAUAUUUAAUAAACAAACACACAAAAAGGGAAUGGAAAAUAACAGGUGAUAAAUAUUUUUACUGAUAGUUUAUUGUUGUCAUGACACAAGCAACACAAGCACGAUGAUGUCGUUUAAAAAAAAUGGAAACAAGGUUAAUAACCAGGACAAAGCAAAAUUAGAGCAUAAAUUAUAUUUAGCAAGAGAAAAUCCAGAACCAAUUUUUGAUAUAUCUGAUUGCAAUGUCAAGGCUGUACCAAAUGGUAUUUAUUCACUAUGCAAAGUAUUCAGAAAAAAAGAGCUGAAAAUGAUGAAAAAUAAAUUAUCAUCAUUGUCUGGUGGUGGCAUGAUAACUGAUCUUUCAUUAUUAACAAUUUUAGAUUUAAGUGAUAAUGAAUUUGACAGUUUACCAAGUGAAAUUAAUUAUCUAAAAUCAUUGGAGGAAUUUUAUUUACAAAAUAAUUGUUUAAAAAAACUACCUAAAGAAUUGACUGAAUUGACCAAAUUAAUAAUCAUCAAUGUAUCCAACAAUAAGCUCAAGUCAUUGCCAGAAAAUAUGAAUAAUUUAAAAAAUUUAAAUACCCUGGAUAUCAGCAACAAUAAAAUAACAAAAUUACCAAAAUCAUUGGGUAUGCUUGAACACUUGGAGACAAUUAAUUUUGAUGGUUUGAGUAUUGAAUAUCCACCUGGUGAUAUUGUCCAGCAGGGUCUUGUUGCCAUCUUGAUAUUUCUUGCAAAAGAAUGUGGAAUUAAUUGUGAUAAAAUAUCAGAAAUUAAUAAUAAAGUUUCUGAUUCUAAUCAAUCAAUUAAAUUAAAAAAUAAAGAUGAUAAAAUUGAGGAAACAUUAUUGAAGAUAGAAACAGCAAAGGAACGAAGACAAAAUGACUUGCUAGAACUUGAAAAAACAAUUAAAAAUCAUCAACAGUACGAGUUGGAGCUACAAUCUUUACACAAUGAUAAUAAAAAAAAAUUGCUAGUUAAUUUAGCAGAACAACAGACAAAAUUAGAAAUUGAAAUAACGAAAGUACAACAAGAAAGAGAAAUAAAUCGUUCACGUUUAUUGUCAUUUAUUUAUGAUACUGAAAAAGAUGCUGAUGGUAUUAUCAAAGAAUUUCUAUCAACAAGUGAAGCUGAACGUCAAACACAAGCUGAAUUACUUGAACGUGAAAAAAAUGAACAAAUGGGAAUACUAUCAAAAUGUCAUAAUGAUCAAUCAGCAUGUCGAACAAAAGAAACACUACAUUCAAUGGAGUUAUUAUUACAAGAAGAAUUAUUAGCUGAAAAAAAAAUAGAAGAAUAUACAAAAUAUCGUGAUUCCAAUGCUCAAUCAUUAUUAAGUGUAGAAUUAAUAAAUAAUAAUCAUUUAGCAGAAGUUGUUAAGGAUCAAAAAAAAGAUCGUGAUGAUUUAAUUGAUAAAAUAAAAAAUGAUGAGAUACUACAAAAAGCAGCACUUGUUGGUCUUCUUGAAAAAAGUGAUACAAGAUCAUGGAGUAUUGUUCAACAAGUUAAUCUUGUACAAUCACAACUUGUUGCAUUGACAAACAUUGAAUUAGAAAGAAAAAAAUUACAAGUUAAUCAACAAAUAAAUGAUCUUGCUGAUAAACGUGUUAUACUAAGUGAAAUAUUAAUUGAUUUAUUAAAUCAACAAGAAAAACGUCGUGGACAAUUGAUGGAAACAAUUGAUCAAAUGGAAAAAAAAAGAGAAAAAGAUAAUAGUCUAUUUUGGUUGAUGCAAUAUCAAUCAUUGAUGGAAGUUAGACCACAAGGAUUGCUAGAAGGUUUAGAACCAACACUUGUUCGUCAUGUUGCUAUUGCUGGUGCCUUACAUUGCCUUCCAUUUUUAUCAACAUUACCAGGAAUGCUUCCUCAUGUAACACAUGAUGAUUUAAUUGAAAUUGGUAUUAAUAAUGAAAAUGACAGAUGUGCUGUUAUACUUGCAGCUAAUAAUUAUUUAGCUGAAAUAAACAUGUUGGAUUCAUCAACAACAAAAAUUAAUGAGCCUUCAACUAGUGAUACUAAUAAUCAAGACAACAAAUCAACAAUGUCAAGUAUUAGCUCAACAGAGUGUGUUGUUUGUUUUGAUUCUGAGUGUCAAGUUAUUUUUUUACCAUGUGGACAUUUGUGUUGUUGUGAAAAUUGUUCAAACAUGGUAACAACUGAAUGCCCUAUGUGCCGCACUUUGAUACAACGAAAAAUUCAAGUUAGAAAACCUUAAUGUGCAAAUUAUUAUUUAUAAUAAAUUUCCACGUUUUGAUUGUUUAUUAAUUGACAUCAAUAAUUUUUCAAAGUAUUAAAUAGUGUGAUAAUUAUUUCAUUGUCACGUGUGUCGUUUUUUAUACAAAAUAAUUCACAUUUGUUGUUGAUAAAAAUUUUUUACAUUUUAAAUUUUUUUCCAUUUUGUCACGUUGCGCAAUGAAAUCGAUAAAUAAAUUAUAAAUUGUGCCUGAAUUUUAGCAUAAGAUGAUAAUGUAAAAAAAAAAAAAAUAAUAAUAGUCUGCCUUUAGCACUAAAUAAAUAACACAAAUUUGUAAUAGUAUUAAUAUGAACAAAACAAAUAAAUUUAUUGAAUUGUCUUUUGUAAAAAUAAUGAAUUUAAUGAAGAAAAAAAAAAAAAAAA